CGCUCAACCCAGGCUUCCCGUUAGAUCGGGUCAAACUCUAAAGACUCACGUUGUCUGAGGAAGAAACUCAGAAGAGGAGGGAGAGGAAAGAAAAGGAGUCAGGAAUGGCUCUUUCUCAGGAACAGUUGACGUUUGAGGAUGUGGCCAUCGAAUUCACUCAGGAGGAGUGGGAAUGCCUGGAUCCUGCUCAGAAAGCCUUGUACAGGGAUGUGAUGCUGGAGACCUACAGGAACCUGAUCUCCCUAGAUAUCUCCCCUAUACAUGUGAUCAAGCAAUUACAACCCAAAGUGAACAGUGAUAAAGGAGAAGUAUUCCAAACACUGAUGUUGGGAAGACCUGAAAGCUGUAAAAUCAAACAUUUUCACCUGUGGGAAAUUCAGGAAAAUAUGUAUGACUUUGAGUGUCAGUGGAGAGAUGAUGAAAGAAAUUACAGAGGAAUGCCUUUAAUCUGCAACAAAAAUCUCACUGAUGGAAGAGAUCAACAUGGUAGAGGGGGUGCAGGAAUCAAGCCCUAUGGAAAUAGGCUUGGAUUAAACUUUGAGGAUAAACUGCAGAUAUUUCAGGCUGAUGGGAUAAUUUCUGAAUGUGAUGUAGUUGAGAGGUCUAUCAACAAUAGUUUCUCAUUUUCACCACUUCAAAGAAUUACUCCUAGUGUCCAAACCAAUGUUUCUAAUAUAUAUGGUAAUGAUUUUGUGCAUCCUUCAGUGAUGACACAAAACCUUAAAGCACACAGGGAAAGACCUUGCAAAUGUAAUGAGUGUGGGAAAGCCUUUCUUAAGGCCUCACACCUCAUUAAACAUCAGACCAUCCACACAGGAGAGAAAUUACAUAAAUGUGACAUAUGUGACAAAUUCUUUGGUCGAAGUUCACAGCUUGCACAUCAUAGGAAAAUUCAUUCCGGAGAGAAAUGUUACAAAUGUAAUGAGUGUGGCAAAACCUUUAACAAUGGCUCCACCCUUGCCAGACAUCAGAUAAUCCACCCAGGAGCAAACUUACAUAAAUGUGACGUAUGUGGUAAAAUCUUUGGUCAAAAUUCAUACCUUGUACGUCAUCGGAAUAUUCAUGCUGGAAAGAGAAGUUACCAGUGUAAUGAGUGUGGUAAAACCUUUACUGAAAGCUCAAACCUCGGUAGACAUCAGAAAAUUCAUACAGGAAAGAAAUUAUAUAAAUGUGAUAUGUGUGGCAAAGUCUUUAGCCAAAAUGCACACCUUGCUGGGCAUCGGAGGAUUCAUACUGGAGAGAAACCUUAUAAAUGUAAUGAGUGUGGGAAGCUCUUUAGUCAGCAUUCACAUUUCACAAGUCAUAAGAGAUUUCAUACUGGAGAGAAACCUUACAAAUGCAGUGAGUGUGGCAAGGCCUUUCGUGAGAAGGCAGUCCUUUUAAGUCAUCAGAGAAUUCAUACUGGUGAGAAACCUUACAAAUGUGAUGAGUGUGGAAAGGUGUUUAGUCAAAAAUCACAUCUUCGACUUCAUUGGAGAGUUCAUACUGGAGAGAAACCUUUCAAAUGUAAUGAGUGUGGCAAGUUCUUCAGUCGAAAUUCACACCUUACAAGUCAUCAGAGAGUACAUAUAGAGAAACCUUUCAAAUGUUUUGAGUGUGGGAAAGCCUUUACUCAGGUCUCAACCCUCACUAACCAUCAGAAAACCCAUACCUGAGA
Molecule: messenger RNA, 1657 nt
Organism: Kogia breviceps (pygmy sperm whale)
Lineage: Eukaryota; Metazoa; Chordata; Mammalia; Artiodactyla; Physeteridae
Product: zinc finger protein 665-like
Biological process (GO): regulation of DNA-templated transcription
Cellular component (GO): nucleus
Source: RefSeq, a predicted model, not a curated record